Aplysia californica (California sea hare) is the source of this 2005-nucleotide messenger RNA. RefSeq names its product A disintegrin and metalloproteinase with thrombospondin motifs 6. The record is from RefSeq and is a predicted model, not a curated record. Gene Ontology annotation, cellular component: extracellular matrix. NCBI's taxonomy places the organism in Eukaryota, Metazoa, Mollusca, Gastropoda, Aplysiida, Aplysiidae. Gene Ontology annotation, biological process: extracellular matrix organization; proteolysis. Gene Ontology annotation, molecular function: metalloendopeptidase activity.
UGGGAUGCACCAUGACGGCGCGGGGAACCAGUGCGGAAUGCCAGGCAAGGAACCAGCCCGCCUGAUGGCAGCGAGACUGACCAAAGACACGUCACCAUUCCACUGGUCAAGCUGUUCCCGGAAAUACGUCACAGACUUUCUGGACGAGGGCAAAGGUUGGUGUCUGGAGAACAUCCCCCUGAAGCGCAAAGGAUACCCUCGGGACCUCCCCGGGGACGCCUACGACAUCAAUGCUCAGUGUCGCUUGCAGUUUGGCCCAAAGUCUAGAGCUUGCAAGCUGAAGCACGCGUGCAAGGAGCUCUGGUGCAUGAACGAGGGAGACUCGUGUGUGACAAACAGCAUCCCGGCGGCCGAGGGUACCGAGUGCCACAUCUCCAGACAGAAGAAAGGGUGGUGUUUCCGUGGAGAGUGCCGUAACCCCAAGUACGAGCCAAAGACCGUGCACGGGAACUGGGGCCAGUGGCAAGGGUGGGGGGCCUGCUCCCGCACGUGUGAGGGUGGCGUCUCAGCCAGCGAGAGGGAGUGUGACAACCCGGAUUCGUGGGCUGUGACGGAUACCUUGGCUCCCGGGUGGAGGAGGACAACUGCCGGGUGUGUGCGGGAGACAACUCCACAUGCAAGACGAUCUCUGGUCUCUUUGACAAGCCUUUGCCAAAAGGAGCCCUGAAGGACGGCCAAAACAAAUACUUCAUCAACGGAGAGUGGACCAUCGACUGGCCUCGGAAGUUCCCCAUUGCCGGCACCGUCUUCCACUACAAGCUAACGGAGCACGAGCCGGAGUCCCUCCAGGCACUGGGGCCUACUUCUGAGGAUCUCGUUAUCAUGUGUGUCCCAUCCUGUGGUCCUGGUGAGAAAAGCCGGCGCGUGUUCUGUAUGUCCAGUGACGCGUCCACCUAUCUGGACGAGCGGCGUUGCCAGGCGGGAGACAAGCCAGCGACGCGCAUGGCCUGUAUCAACCGGAAGUGUCCACCACCGCAAUGGCGGAAAGGGGAGUGGUCAGACUGCUCUGUGUCGUGUGGCGAGGGAAUCCAGGAGCGUUCUGUCCAGUGCCAGUCGUUCAACAGCGAGCCCUGUGACCCGGCCCUCAAGCCCAAAGCUCAACAGAAGUGUCGGAGCUCGUGUGAGCGGAAUGUCAACUCUUCCUUCGCAAACUGCGAGGACAAGUUUCGAGUAGCUUACUGCCCCCUGGUGCUCAAAUUCGGCUACUGUGAGCGGACCUACUUCCAAACUAUGUGCUGCGAGACGUGCACAAGGGCUGGGGCUAUCCCCUUGCAGAGGAGAGGGUGAUCUGGCCCAGGGGAGACAAUCAGUCAAUUGAUAAAUGACACAAGUAUCUGUUGGUUGAACACAAGUGCUAUAUCUGUGAGAGUUAGGUGUUUGGUUGUAUAACUAAUUCAUAGGCAGGGAUUGGUAUUAUUGAAUGGGUUUUGUUUUUUUAUUUUUUUAUUUUUUUUAGUUUGACGUCUGGAAUUUCAGCUAAGUGGGGCUUUUACCGGAGAUCGUUUAAUAACUUCUCGAAGAGCAGGACGAAAGAAAGUGAUUUGAAAACUAACCCUGCACCAUUCUUAAAAGUAUCUUUUUCGCAUGACGUCACAGUGACCCAAAUGAGCCCCCGGGAUGUUAAGACCCAGGGGUAUACGUAGUAAUAGGUCCCCAAAGUCAGAGUGAUGAGCUGAAAUGUACUUUUUUUCCGAAAAUGCCGAACAAUGUGACCUACUUUAAAUCAAAAAUCAUGUUGCUGUUGUUUUUGUUUUGGGUUUUUUCUUCUCUAUUAUUCUUUUGUUCGUUUCUUAUGAGGACCCAACUUAGGGUCUGUUUGGGGGUUUUUUCUUUCUUUCUUUUGGCUGGUGUUUACGGUGCUCGCAAUUGCAUAAGGUCAUAUGAGCGCGCGGGACACAUUAAACUUUUUCAGUUGCCAGGAAGUUUUGGAUUUUCCCGGGUAGCGGCCGAAGCCUAUUGUUGUCGAUUUUAGACCACCAAGGGAUCUUUAACGUGCGCAAAUUGC